Molecule: messenger RNA, 2593 nt
Organism: Gastrolobium bilobum
Lineage: Eukaryota; Viridiplantae; Streptophyta; Magnoliopsida; Fabales; Fabaceae
Product: 30-kDa cleavage and polyadenylation specificity factor 30
Exons: 7
Coding region: 163-2289 (708 amino acids)
Biological process (GO): regulation of mRNA splicing, via spliceosome; mRNA splicing, via spliceosome
Cellular component (GO): nucleoplasm
Molecular function (GO): mRNA binding; metal ion binding; N6-methyladenosine-containing RNA reader activity
Source: RefSeq, a predicted model, not a curated record
UUUAGGAACAUAAACACUAACAAAGUGUCUUGACUGUCUUCUGUUUUCUCAGUGAGUGCCUUCCUUCCUCUCCAAAUGCAUAUUUGACAUUUCUCCUUCAAAUCCCUAAUUAACUUCAAAUUCAAAUUAAUCUACACAUUUUCAUUUCACCUCACUCUUCAAAUGGAGGAUUCCGAGGGAGUCCUCAACUUCGAUUUUGAGGGCGGCCUCGACGCCGUACCCUCCGCCGCCGCCACCGCCGUACCCUCCUCCGCCGCUGCUGCAACCGCUUCCGGACCUCUCAUCCAGCACGAUUCCUCUGCGGCCGCUUCUGCCGUAGCCAACGGUGGAGGUGCAGCCGCCAACGCUCCAUCAUCCGCAGACCCUGCCGCCGGCAACGUUCCCGGGCGGCGGAGCUUCCGGCAGACGGUGUGCCGGCACUGGCUUCGCAGCCUCUGCAUGAAGGGCGACGCGUGCGGGUUCUUGCACCAGUACGAUAAGGCGCGGAUGCCAGUGUGCCGGUUUUUCAGGCUGUAUGGUGAGUGCCGCGAGCAGGAUUGCGUGUACAAGCACACCAAUGAAGAUAUCAAGGAGUGUAACAUGUACAAGUUAGGAUUUUGUCCUAAUGGGCCUGAUUGCCGAUAUAGGCAUGCAAAAUCUCUGGGCCCUCCACCUCCUGUUGAAGAGGUCCUUCAAAAGAUCCAACAUUUAUAUUCUUACAAUUAUAACACCUCUAACAAAUUUUUCCAACAAAGGGGUGCUAGCUAUACUCAACAAGUUGAAAAAUCUCAGUUUCCUCAAGGAAUUAAUUCUACAAACCAAGGUGUGGCUGGAAAACCAUUGGCAGCAGAGUCAGGAAAUGUCCAGCAGCAGCAACAAGUUCAACAGUCUCAGCAGCAGGUCAGCCAGAGCCAAAUGCAAAAUCUUGCUAAUAGCCAGCCCAAUCAAGCCAAUAGAACUGCAAUCCCUUUACCUCAAGGAAUAUCUAGGUAUUUUAUUGUUAAAAGUUGCAAUCGUGAAAAUUUGGAGUUAUCUGUACAACAAGGAGUAUGGGCAACUCAAAGGAGCAAUGAGUCCAAACUAAAUGAAGCAUUUGACUCUGUGGAAAAUGUGAUAUUGAUAUUCUCAGUCAACCGUACUAGACAUUUCCAGGGUUGUGCAAAGAUGACAUCCAGAAUUGGUGGUUCUGUUACCGGGGGUAACUGGAAAUAUGCUCAUGGAACUGCACAUUAUGGGCGGAAUUUCUCUGUUAAAUGGUUGAAGUUAUGUGAACUGUCAUUCCACAAAACUCGUCAUUUAAGGAAUCCAUACAAUGAGAACUUACCAGUGAAGAUAAGUAGAGAUUGUCAGGAGCUGGAGCCCUCUAUUGGUGAGCAGUUGGCAUCCUUGCUUUAUCUUGAGCCAGACAGUGAACUUAUGGCUAUCUCACUUGCAGCAGAGUCUAAACGAGAAGAAGAGAAAGCAAAGGGAGUGGAUCCAGAUAAUGGAGGAGAAAAUCCAGAUAUUGUCCCAUUUGAAGACAAUGAAGAAGAGGAAGAGGAAGAAAGUGAUGAAGAGGAGGAGAGCUUUGGUCACGUUGUAGGACCAGCUGGUCAAGGCAGAGGUAGGGGCAGAGGUAUGAUGUGGCCGCCUCACAUGCCUCUUGGGCGUGGAGCCAGACCCAUCCCUGGAAUGCAAGGUUUUAACCCUGUAAUGAUGGGUGAUGGAUUAUCCUAUGGGCCUGUUGCACCUGAUGGUUUUGGUAUGCCAGAUCUUUUUGGUGUAGGACCCCGAGCUUUUGCUCCCUAUGGUCCAAGGUUCGCUGGUGAAUUUGCAGGCCCCCCAGCACACAUGAUGUUUCGUGGGCGACCCUCACAACCUGGGAUGUUUCCGGGUGGUGGGUUUGGGAUGAUGAUGAAUCCUGGACGUGCUCCCUUUAUGGGAGGGAUGGGGGUUGCUGGGACAAAUCUACCAAGAGGAGGUAGGCCACUUAAUAUGCCUCCUAUGUUUCCACCACCACCUCCCCCACCUCAGAUUGCGAACCGUGUUGUCAAGAGAGAUCAAAGAACUAAUGAUCGGAAUGAUAGGUUCGGUUCAGGAUCAGAGCAGGGUAAGAGUCAAGACAUGCUUAGUCAAAGUGGUGGACCUGAUGAUGACAUGCAGUAUCAGCAAGGAUACAAGGGGCACCAGGAUGAUCAGUAUCCUGCUGUGAACAACUCCAGGAAUGACGAUAGUGAAAGUGAGGAUGAGGCACCUAGGCGGUCAAGACAUGGAGAGGGAAAAAAGAGGAGGCGAAGCUUAGAAGAUGUUAACACGAGCUCUAAUCACUAGCAUAUGCUUUCCCCAGGCACUAACCAGGAUGCCAGUUUCCAAUGCUUUUAUUUUCAAUGAAAUGAUGAGACCAUCACAUUGCUUUGUAUGAGUUUCUUUUUUCCCCUUUUUAAGUGUCCUGGGGACUGGGGUGCCCCAAAAAAAAAAAAGAAUUAAAAUUAAUGUUCAACGGUCAUGUAAUUUUUACAUAUGGUUCAUUGGGCAUUUAAUGUUAAUGUAUCGCAAUCAAGAUGAUAAUUUAUAGGCUAGAUGAAUGUACACAUGUAUUUGUAAAAGGAUCUUAACAUUACAGUACUCGAUGAAA